Messenger RNA from Impatiens glandulifera, 3337 nucleotides. Its product is annotated as elongation factor-like GTPase 1. The transcript is spliced from 2 exons. Bases 278 to 3214 code for a protein of 978 amino acids. Gene Ontology annotation, molecular function: GTPase activity; ribosome binding; GTP binding. Gene Ontology annotation, cellular component: ribonucleoprotein complex; cytosol. Gene Ontology annotation, biological process: cytosolic ribosome assembly. NCBI's taxonomy places the organism in Eukaryota, Viridiplantae, Streptophyta, Magnoliopsida, Ericales, Balsaminaceae. The record is from RefSeq and is a predicted model, not a curated record.
GAUUCCAAUUUCCCAAAUUUUGAUUUGAGAGCAAGUAUUAGGGUUUUCUUUAACCUAUAUCUCUCCGAUAUCUGAAGAACUAAAUAUGUUCAUUGGGCUUUCUCAACGGAACUGCUCAUAUAAUAUCAUCGUACCUAGGUCUCCAAUUCUUCAUAGGAAAGAACCCGACAGAGAACAUUCCGUUAAAGCAGAAGAAGCAAGGUCUUAUUGAUUCUCUGUUAUUUAUUAUACACACUUCAAAUUCAAAUUGAAGCUACUUUUUUGAUUGUUAUACACAAUGGGUGAUUUUGAUUGUCGAAAAAUUCGGAAUAUAUGCAUUCUAGCUCACGUUGAUCAUGGAAAGACUACUCUUGCUGAUCAUCUAAUUGCUUCCUAUGGAGGCGGCGUGCUUCACCCUAAGCAAGCCGGUAGGCUUAGAUUCAUGGAUUAUCUUGAUGAAGAACAGAGAAGGGCAAUUACUAUGAAGAGCUCUUCUAUUGCCCUUCAAUUCAAAGAUCAAUCCAUAAACCUAAUUGAUUCCCCAGGGCACAUGGAUUUUUGUAGUGAGGUUUCUACUGCAGCUAGGUUAAGCGAUGGGGCUUUGAUCUUAGUUGAUGCGAUUGAGGGUGUUCAUAUUCAAACACACGCUGUUCUUCGUCAAGCAUGGGUUGAGAAGCUUAGUCCGUGUUUGGUACUCAACAAGAUUGAUAGAUUGAUUUGUGAAUGGAAGUUAAGUCCCAUGGAGGCUUAUACGAGAUUGCUGAAGCUUGUUCACGAAGUAAAUGGGAUAAUCAGUGGAUAUAAGUCUGAGAAAUAUCUGUCUGAUGUUGAUUCAAUACUUGCAGCAACACCCUCUGGAGAGAUUGGAGAAGAGAAUGAUGUUGAAUUCAUUGAAGACGAUGAAGAAGAUACAUUUCAGCCACAAAAGGGUAAUGUUGCUUUUGUUUGUGGAUUAGAUGGUUGGGGUUUCAGUCUUGGCCAAUUUGCAGAUUUCUAUGCUUCUAAAUUUGGUGCUAGUUCUUCUACUUUGCUGAAAGCUUUAUGGGGACCAAAGUAUUAUAAUGCCAAAACUAAGAUGAUCGUAGGUAAAAAGGGAAUCACGGGCGGAAACAAAUCUCGCCCUAUGUUUGUUCAAUUCGUGCUCGAGCCUCUUUGGCAGGUUUAUCAGGCUGCUUUGGAUACCGAUGGUGAUAAAACUGUGAUUAAUAAAGUUGUAAAGUCGUUUAAUUUAACUGUUCCUCCUCGUGAGCUCGCUAACAAAGAUCCUAAAGCCGUGCUUCAAUCUGUCAUGAGCCGGUGGCUUCCUUUAUCAGACACGAUUCUAUCUAUGGUGGUUAAGCAUACACCCGAUCCUAUUUCUGCACAAACGUUUCGUAUCUCGCGGUUACUCCCCAAAAGGGAGGUUUUGAGCAAAACCGUUGAUGCUAGUGUUCUUUCUGAGGCAGAGCUCGUGAGAAGAUCGGUGGAAACGUGCGACUCUUCCCCUGAAGCUCCUUGCGUGGUUUUCGUCUCCAAAAUGUUUGCGGUUCCUUCAAAAAUGGUCCCGCAGAGGGGCCCACACGACGAAGAAGAACCGGGAGAUUCUGAUGAAAUUUUUCUCGCGUUUGCCAGGAUUUUUUCUGGUGUUCUUCAUUCGGGUCAGAGGAUUUUCGUGCUUUCUGCUCUAUACGACCCGUUGAAACCUGAUUCGAUUCAAAAGAAUUUGCAGGAAGCCGUGUUGAAUUCGAUGUAUUUGAUGAUGGGUCAGGGUUUGAGACCAGUUUCGUCCGCCAGAGCGGGAAAUAUUGUUGCGAUCCGUGGCCUAGGGCAACAUAUUUUGAAAAGCGCGACCCUUUCAUCCACGAGAAACUGCUGGCCUUUCUCGAGCAUGAUGUUUCAGGUUUCGCCGACUCUCAAAGUCGCCAUUGAACCUUCAGAUCCUGCGGAUAUGGGCGCCCUUUUAAAAGGGCUGAGGCUUUUGAACCGUGCAGAUCCGUUUGUAGAGGUUACGGUUUCUUCGAGAGGUGAACACGUUUUAUCAGCUGCGGGUGAGGUUCAUCUCGAGAGAUGUAUAAAGGAUUUGAAGGAUCGGUUUGCGAAGAUAAGCAUGGAAGUUUCUCCGCCGCUCGUUUCUUACAAGGAGACGAUCGAGGGAGAAACGUCUAACGAAUACGUAGAAAAAACGACGCCGAAUGGGCGAUGUAUGGUUCGUGUUCGGGUCGUGAAGCUUCCAGAAGCUCUCACGAAGGUGCUCGACGAAAGUUCAGAUCUUCUUGGAGAAGUUAUUGGAGGGAAACUUUAUAAAAGUUCUGAAACAGAUGUAGAAGGUCAAACCUCUGCGGAAUCGUUGAAGAAACGAAUUAUGGAUGCUGUGGAGAGUGGGUUAGAUCUUAAACGAAUCUGGGCAAUGGGUCCUAGGCAAGUCGGAGCGAAUAUUCUCUUUACCCCGGAUCCAACCGAAAUUCAAUCCAAUUCGGAUUCAAAUUCUGUACUCGUUAGCGGUUUUCCUUCGGUAUCGGAAAAGUUGGGUUUUCUAGACCGUGACCUGAAUUCCUCCGAUCUGUCUAUUUACGAAGAAGAAGCGAAAAGACUUGAAAGUUGCCUCGUCUCCGGUUUUCAAUUAGCUACAGCAGCCGGUCCGUUAUGUGAUGAGCCAAUGUGGGGUUUAGGCUUUACGGUGGAGGCGUUUAUUUCUCCCGAUCAACAAACCGAAACCGAAGAUUCACAACAACAGCAACAGUCUAAUCAGUACGGUCUUUUCUCAGGACAAGUGAUGACAGUUGUCAAGGAGGCUUGUAGGGCUGCAGUCCUUCAGAAUAAGGCUCGUUUGGUUGAGGCGAUGUAUUUCUGCGAGCUGAACACUCCAACAGAGCACCUCGGGGCUAUGUAUGCUGUUCUGGCUAGGAGACGUGCUAGGGUUCUGAAGGAGGAAAUGAAUGAAGGGUCUCCUUUGUUUACAGUUCAUGCUUACGUUCCUGUAGCGGAGAGCUUUGGAUUCGCUGACGAGCUGAGGAGGUGGACUUCAGGGGCCUCAAGUGCGCUUCUGGUUCUUAGUCAUUGGGAAGCUUUAAACGAAGAUCCAUUUUUCUUGCCCAAGACAGAAGAGGAGAUUGAGGAAUUUGGAGACGGGGCUAGCGUUUUGCAUAAUACUGCUAGAAAACUUAUGGAUGCUGUUAGACGAAGAAAAGGGUUGCCUGUUGAGGAAAAAGUUGUCCAACAUGCUACUAAGCAACGGACUCUAGCUCGCAAAGUGUGAAGAGAAAAAGUUUUUUGUAGUGUUGUAUUUUUUUUGUGUUAUUGGGUUUGGAAAUUUAAAGGGAGCAACUAUUUUGGUCAUAUUUAUGUUUUGCUAAUUUAUACUACAAGGUUUUGAUUUAGU